This is a messenger RNA of Linnemannia hyalina, 513 nucleotides long. The record is from the annotation of a GenBank genome assembly. NCBI's taxonomy places the organism in Eukaryota, Fungi, Mortierellomycota, Mortierellomycetes, Mortierellales, Mortierellaceae.
AUGACUCUCACCACCUUCUUUGGGUGCGCAUUCACAGCCUAUGGACCCUCCUUAGCCAUCUUCUUCGGGAGCAUCGCGCCCAACGCCCAGCUCGUCAUUCUCAUGGUCUCCAGUCGGGCGGAGAGUGGCCUGAAUAUGGUUGCGAUGCAUCCAAAGUCGAGGUUCAACCGGUCAGGAUACGCAUUUGCCGCAGGACUGGGUUUUGGUUUGAUGUUUGGCAUCAUCUCCUACAUCACCCAGCUCGUCGACUCCCUAGGUCCUGGAGUCAUCAUGUGCGAGUCUUGCAAAACCGUCUCCCUCUACUUUAUCUCUGGAUUCACAAACCGAUCAUGGCUCCGGAUCGCAUGGGUCGUCAUUACCCACUAUGGCGCCUCCUACCUCACCAUCCUCAACAGUAGCCCGACCAUUAACUAUGGAUGCGCGUACCAGAUCAUUGGGAAUGUUGCGCUGUUGAUUGCUUCUACUAUUAUUGUCUUUGCAGAUAUGCGACAACUCCAUCAAAAGCUGUCAUAG